This is a messenger RNA of Necator americanus (New World hookworm), 1662 nucleotides long. RefSeq lists its product as uncharacterized. Lineage: Eukaryota; Metazoa; Nematoda; Chromadorea; Rhabditida; Ancylostomatidae. Gene Ontology annotation, molecular function: asparagine synthase (glutamine-hydrolyzing) activity. Gene Ontology annotation, cellular component: cytosol. The coding region runs from base 1 to 1662 and encodes 553 amino acids. The transcript has 13 exons. The record is from RefSeq and is a predicted model, not a curated record.
AUGUGCGGUAUCUGGGCAGUGAUCGGUGAGAAGCCGACCGUCUUACAUCACGAGCAGUUCAUGCGAAUUGUUGGACGUGGCCCCGAUCUCACCGUAGUCGAACAAGUACAACCUGAUGUUUUUCUCGGAUUUCAUAGGCUCGCAAUUGUUACGCCAGGCCAUACACCGAGUGAACAACCUGUCGUUGGCUGUGGUCUAGCCGUCGUAUGUAAUGGAGAGAUCUAUAACCAUAAAGUAAUCAAAAUAGCAUCAAACGUAGUGUUGAAGAAUGACGGAAGUGACUGCGCCGCCAUUAUUCACGCUUUCAUCAAUUCAGGUUGGAAUCUUCGAGAAGCAUGCGCUAGCCUUGAUGGAGUGUUCGCCUUUGUUAUGGCCGACGAGAAUAACGUCUAUAUUGGACGCGAUCCACUUGGUGUUCGUCCACUUUUCUACGGAUUUUCUGGAUCAGGAGCGCUCGUUGUUGGCUCGGAAGUGAAAUGCAUUGAGAAGUUAUGUGAUCGAGUUGAUUAUUUCCCACCAGGAUGUUGUUCCGUAGUUCCAAUCAAUAACCGUACCAAGUCCAUCGCUGUUCAAUCCUACUAUAAAAUUCCAUGCAUUGCUGAUCGCUUUUUAAGCAUAUCACAUGCUCAGACUCUAAUUCGGGAGGUGCUUGUAAGUUCUGUCGAGAAACGUCUUAUGGGCAAUAAACAAUUCGGAUUCAUGCUUUCCGGUGGCCUCGAUUCAUCGUUGAUCGCAUCGAUUGCCACGAAAUUGCUGAUGAACAAACCGAUCGCAUUCUCUGUUGGAUUUGAAGACUCGCCAGAUUUGGAGAAUGCGAGACGAGUUGCCGAAUAUCUCGACAUACCUCAUGAAGUUCUUAUCAUCACGCCAGAAGAAUGUAUUGAGAUUAUUCCAGAAGUCAUCUACGCACUGGAAACAUUCGAUCCGUUUGUGAUACGUUGUGGAAUUCCUCAUUAUCUGCUGUGUAGGCAUAUUGCAAAGACAUCUGAUGUGAAGGUGCUUCUGUCCGGUGAAGGUGCUGAUGAACUUUUCGGUUCGUACGCUUACAUGCAACGUGCGCCGAAUGCUUUCCAUCUACAUAAGGAAAUCCUACGUCGUUUAACGCUUCUUCAUCAAUACGACGUUCUUAGAUGUGACCGAUCGACAUCAUGUCAUGGAUUGGAGAUUCGUGUUCCCUUCCUGGAUAAGAAAUUCAUUGACCUCGUCGCUCGACUUCCUCCUACGUACAAGCUGAUCCCGAGAAAAUUGGAAAAAUUCUUGCUGCGCAGCGCCUUCGAGGGUUGGCUUCCCGAAGAAGUUCUAUGGAGGAGCAAGGAGGGAUUCUCUGAAGCUCUAGGCAAAACCGAUAUCGGUGAUAUCGUUCAUCGUUACGCAUCCUCCAUUAUUACGGAGGAGAUGUUUGCUGAAAGAGCGGAUCGUUUCCCGGAUAGAGUUCCAGAAACCCCGGAAGAAUAUUGGUAUCGGCAAAUCUUUGAGGACACAUUCCAUUAUGGUAAAGUUGGACCGUUGGUUCAUACAAAAGUCUAUAGAACGGCAGCAUGGCAAAUGGUCGAAAAAGAGGAGAAUAUCAAAAAAUCCCUGGAUAUUAAACAAGAACUACAAGCAAUGAUGCGUUUCCGACGACGAUCAACCGGCAGCGCAACCCUUUCUGGAGUCGCAUAA